Molecule: messenger RNA, 2215 nt
Organism: Leptopilina heterotoma
Lineage: Eukaryota; Metazoa; Arthropoda; Insecta; Hymenoptera; Figitidae
Gene: eIF2Bepsilon
Product: translation initiation factor eIF-2B subunit epsilon
Exons: 3
Coding region: 9-2051 (680 amino acids)
Biological process (GO): biosynthetic process
Cellular component (GO): eukaryotic translation initiation factor 2B complex
Molecular function (GO): translation initiation factor binding; guanyl-nucleotide exchange factor activity; translation initiation factor activity
Source: RefSeq, a predicted model, not a curated record
AGACGACAAUGCUCUCCACACUCCACAUGACAAAAAUAAACACUUCUAACCUCACAAACACAAAAAUUGUGCACCAAAAACCCACAUAUGUCACAAUGUCAAAAACGGCAAGUAAUCGCGACACAAAAUUAGGUAAAAACGACGUUCUCCAGGCAAUUGUAUUUGCCGACGAUUUUACCGAAAAACUCUCACCCCUUGAUAAUGUCCUGCCAACUAUUUUACUUCCCGUUUUAAAUACUCCUCUCCUUCAAUAUCUCAUUGAAACACUCGUUGCCUCUCGCGUUCAAGAAGUAUUUCUCUACUGUAGCAAUCACAUUGAUCUAUUGAAAAAUUACAUUAAAACUCUAAAUCGCAGUGACAUUACAAUAACGCCGAUAAUCUCCGACGGUUGUCGUUCGCUGGGCGAUGCUCUCCGGGACAUUGACAUUAAGGGCUGGGUGAGGGGCGAUUUUAUUUUAAUUCGCGGUGAUGUCUUUACAAAUGUCGAUUUAAAACGUCUAAUAACAUCGCAUCGGGCAAAAACAAAAAAAGAUCCCGGCAAUAGUAUGACAUUGUUGUUGAGUAAUUUUGGUAAUUUACAAAAUUCUUGCCUCAAGGAGGAGACUUGUUUAUUGGUGUCAAAUAAUGAGGACAAUAAAGUUUUACUUUAUAAAAAAAUGCGGAAGGAGAAGAAAAUUCAAAUGGAAUUACAAUGGUUUUUAGAUCAUGAGAAUAUUCAUAUUAAUUCUGGACUAUUGGAUUCGCAUGUUUAUUUUUGUUCGCCAUCUGUUCUUCCACUUUUCUCCGAUAAUUUCGAUUUUCAGACAAUGGAGGAUUUCAUAAAAGGCGUCCUGCUAAACGAGGAAAUUCUCAAUUCCCGAAUUUACUGGGAAUCGCCGAGUCCCACGGAAUACGCACUUCCAGUGACAUCGUGGAAAGCUUAUCACAAAUUAACCCGCGAUAUUUUACAACGCCAAGCAUAUCCAUUGACUCUCGAUUUACUUGGUUUCUACAAAAAUUAUUCAUGCCUCUCAGUUCUGAAAAGCACCUACAAACAUCAAACGGCAACAAUAUCACGCGGUUCAUUCCUGAAAAAUGACUCAAUAAUCGGCGAUAAAUCACUAAUCAAUGGAAAUUGCACCCUAAUUAGAACCGUGAUCGGUGACAAUUGUCAAAUCGGCAACAAAACAGAAUUGGAAAAUUCCUAUCUAUUCACAAAUGUAAAAAUUGGUGGCAAUGUUUUUUUAAAGGACUGUCUAAUAAUGCCCGAUUGUAAAAUAGACGAUUGCGUUCGUUUAAAUAAUUGCAUUGUCACUGCGAAUGUUUCACUGAAAAAUUGUGAAUUCACCGAUAAAAUAAUUAGCGAAUCAAAGGGAGAAAUUGUGGUUGACGAUAUUUUUGAACCGCAAUUUCUCGAGGGUGAUGGGGAAUUUUUAUUUUUCGCUGAGAGAAAAAAUAAUGAGAAUGAUAAUGAGAUUGAUGAGGAAUCGAACGAUGAGAGCAGUAGUGAGGCAAGUUAUGCGGCCUCUGUUCCUGACGAUGUCAGUAUAUUUUUGUCGGAAGUAAUUGACAGUUUGUCGCGUGGCUAUCAGGAUAAAUUGAAUUGCGAGAAUCUUAUUUUGGAAAUAAAUUCGUCGCGUUACGCUUAUAAUAUGGCAAUUCGAGAGGUUACCUAUAAUGUGAUUAAGGCGGUGUUGGGACUUCCGGCGCACUAUUUGAAGCACAGUGACAGUCCGUUGAGUGACGAUGUCUACAGGAAGACGCUGAAGGGAAUGUUGAUUUAUUUUAAGAAAAUUAUUGUCAAUUAUAUGAAAACUGAAGAUUCACAGGAGGAUUGCUUGAGAGCGAUUGAGGACGUUGCGAAUACGACUAAAGCACUUUUGCCAUUUACACAUCAUUUGUUGCAUUUCCUCUACGAUUGUGACGCUCUUUCCGAGGAGAAAAUCAUUGAAUGGUAUGAAAACGAUCUGGACGAAAAGGAGGCGAACGUACAAGCAUUAAAAAAGGCCGUGAUGCCAUUUAUAAAAUGGCUCCAGGAAGCAGAGGAAGAUUCAAGUAGCGACGAAGAUUGAAAUUAUUUUCAAAAGAAAAAAAAAUGAGAGGUAUUUAUAGGGAAAAAAUUUGGGAGGUGAAAUAAAAAAUCGAACUCAAUUUAUACUUAAACUCCUAAUUAAAAAACCAUUUGUAUUUAGGUUGUAAAUUGUACAUCGAAAAUAAUACAUUUUUUUUGCAACAA